Messenger RNA from Solea senegalensis (Senegalese sole), 1357 nucleotides. RefSeq names its product cell death-inducing p53-target protein 1 homolog. Gene Ontology annotation, molecular function: zinc ion binding. The coding region runs from base 299 to 754 and encodes 151 amino acids. The record is from RefSeq and is a predicted model, not a curated record. The transcript has 5 exons. NCBI's taxonomy places the organism in Eukaryota, Metazoa, Chordata, Actinopteri, Pleuronectiformes, Soleidae.
GACUAGUUAGACUACAAGAAAGUGGAGCCAGAAAGUAGAGACAAACAUAUUACCCUUUUUUUUCUGUCAGGAUAUGUUGUGUCACGUGUGUGUGUGCGUGUGUGUGCGUGUGUGUGUGUGUGUGUUUUAAAGGGAUUAACUGAGACUGUUCAGUGCCAGGGUCUUCAAACUAAGAACAUUUGGAAUCCUACGUCUCUAACAACCCCUUUUACCUUGAUUUCAUAGCUCUUAUUACAGACCAGGCGGCUCCUGGAGAGAACAUUUUAUUGGUGAAAAGUCUCAGUCAGAAAAUCUAAAAAUGGAAAAAGGAUACCCACCAAAUGAAUCGGCUCCACCCUACCCGGGACCACCAAUGAACUACGGGGCACCUUAUCCUCCGCAAGGCUACCCGUCUGCACCUCCAGCUGGUUACUCACCUGUACCACCUCCACCUGGUUACUCGCAUGCACCACCUCCAGCUGGUUACUCACCUGCAGCACCUCCACCUGGUUCAUACCAAGGAGUGACUCAUGUGAUAAUGAGACCUGCACUACAUGACAUCCCAGGACAAACUCUAUGUCCCCACUGCAGUCAGACUGUGGUCACCAGGACGGAGCACACGCCGGGCCUGUUGACCUGGGCCAUUUGUGGCGGCCUCGCCUUAUUCGGUUGUUUUAUUUGCUGCUGCAUCCCGUUCUGCAUUGACUCCUGCCAAGAUGUAGAGCAUCGUUGUCCAUCUUGCAACAAAACCGUCUACAUAUACAAGCGGAUGUGAAGCGAUCCCUGAUGUAUGGAUCAUUAUUAUAUGAAAAAGCAUCUACAAUAUUGUACCCACAGUUCAUCAUUGAACUCUAUGAAUGUAUAUGAACUGUAAUAAGAUGUGAUUCUAGGUGCCGUUCUAGGAUAUUUUCAGUUAUUACGAAGUAUUAUGAUUUGUAGACGUUAAAUCAAUGCAAUUGACAUGCAAUAUGGGGAUUAGGUCAAUUGGACACUCUAAAUUGACCGUAGGUGUGAGUGUGAGAGAGAACGGUUGAAUGGUUGUCCGUGGCCCUGCGAUGGACUGGUGAUCUGUCCAGGAGUUGGCACAGCACCCUCCACGGCCCUCCUGAGGAGGAUGAAGUGGUAGAAAAUGGACGGAUUGGGUGGAAAUCAAAGCAUGUUUUUGUUUCAUUUUUGACGUGAAAUGAAUUGGUGCCAGUUGUAGAAUGAAUUGCUCUCGUUUCUCCAGUUGUCAAUGUACAGCAGUUAUUUGCCAAGUGUCUUACAUUUCCAUGCUUGUUCCAGAACCAAAUAUCUUUCUAUAUUUCUAUCUCUAUAUUUCAAAGCAUAAUGGGUGCUCAUCGAUGGCAUUUUUAUUAAAUCUUCUAUUGUAACCACA